Bactrocera dorsalis (oriental fruit fly) is the source of this 2130-nucleotide messenger RNA. RefSeq names its product G protein alpha o subunit (gene Galphao). Gene Ontology annotation, molecular function: GTPase activity; G-protein beta/gamma-subunit complex binding; GTP binding. Bases 717 to 1781 code for a protein of 354 amino acids. Gene Ontology annotation, cellular component: heterotrimeric G-protein complex. Lineage: Eukaryota; Metazoa; Arthropoda; Insecta; Diptera; Tephritidae. Gene Ontology annotation, biological process: adenylate cyclase-modulating G protein-coupled receptor signaling pathway. The record is from RefSeq and is a predicted model, not a curated record. The transcript is spliced from 8 exons.
GCUGCUCCGCAACGUCGCUUGUCGUCGCUGCCAUCGUUUAACGAAACAUACAAUUUUCACUUCGUUCUCGGUCAAUCGCUCGCUGUCAAUUUAGUGUAAAGCGUGUAUGACGAUGUUCGAAAAAAAUCUGUGAAAAAGUGUAGCAAUGUGGAAAAAUUCUACUUGAAAUAAAUAAAAAAAAAUUAUUUCAUUGAAAAUUAAAAGCGCUGAAAAACAACGGUAACGCAGCAAAUGUGCCGAAAAUGCUGUCAGCAACGGUUUGACAGCAAAAAUUUUGAAAGGAAAUAUUCAAAUAAAAAUAUAUAAAACCAGUUUGUGCAGUUAAGUGAAUAAUUUACAUUAAAUGCUCUUUAAACACACGAAAAAACAACAACAAAGUGCGACAUGUGAGUGAUGCUUGACAACGUUUUGAACCCCCAAAAGUGUUUGCUAUAAACCCAGAUCUCCCAUAACUCACCAAAACAACAAAAGCAACUAUUUAAAGCACAAAAAUAGAAGAAAAACAUAAAAUUAAUCAAAUAAAGUCAAGCAAAUCAGCAAAAAACAAAUAGUGUAGUGUGCUUUUAGGCGUCGAAAGAGAAUUGCAUGCAAUCUGCUUGCAUUUAAUUCGUGCCCACGCAUUGUAUAUAUAUAUAUAUCUGUUGUAUUGUGAUUUCGGCCGCUCACGGCCGAUUUAAACGACCUUCAAAACGUUUUGCGUGGAAGCAAUACGCACGAUGGGCUGCGCACAGUCUGCCGAGGAGAGGGCCGCAGCCGCCAGAAGUCGCCUGAUUGAAAGGAAUCUCAAAGAGGAUGGCAUACAGGCAGCCAAAGAUAUCAAACUACUGCUACUGGGUGCUGGUGAAUCGGGUAAAAGCACAAUUGUCAAACAAAUGAAAAUUAUCCACGAAAGCGGGUUCACCCCAGAGGAUUUCAAACAAUAUCGGCCGGUUGUCUACAGCAACACAAUACAAUCAUUAGUUGCAAUACUUAGAGCGAUGCCAAUACUCGGUAUUGCGUAUCACAAUAAUGAACGGGAGAAUGAUGCAAAAAUGGUAUUUGAUGUUUGCCAACGCAUGCACGACACGGAACCAUUCUCAGAGGAGCUUUUGGCUGCCAUGAAACGAUUGUGGCAGGAAGUUGGCGUUCAAGAGUGCUUCUCACGUAGCAACGAAUAUCAAUUGAAUGAUUCAGCUAAAUAUUUCCUCGACGAUUUGGAUCGGUUAGGUGCCAAGGAUUAUCAACCGACCGAACAGGAUAUUCUACGCACGCGUGUCAAGACGACCGGUAUUGUUGAAGUGCAUUUCUCAUUUAAAAAUCUCAAUUUCAAACUAUUUGACGUUGGCGGUCAGCGUUCGGAGCGAAAGAAGUGGAUCCAUUGCUUCGAAGAUGUGACAGCGAUCAUUUUCUGUGUCGCCAUGUCUGAAUAUGAUCAGGUGUUGCAUGAGGACGAGACUACGAAUCGUAUGCAAGAGUCAUUGAAACUCUUCGAUUCAAUUUGCAACAACAAAUGGUUCACCGAUACAUCCAUCAUUUUGUUCUUAAAUAAGAAGGAUUUGUUUGAGGAGAAGAUUCGCAAGAGUCCAUUGACAAUCUGCUUCCCUGAAUAUACAGGAGGUCAAGAAUACAGCGAAGCUGCUGCUUACAUUCAAGCUCAAUUCGAAGCGAAAAACAAAUCAACCUCAAAGGAAAUCUACUGCCACAUGACGUGCGCCACAGAUACAAAUAAUAUACAGUUUGUUUUCGAUGCUGUUACCGAUGUCAUUAUUGCCAACAAUCUGCGCGGCUGCGGUUUGUAUUAAGCAGAAACAACAACUAAAACAACAUCAGCAGUUAAGUCCAGCGCAGCAAACGAACCAAGCAACGCAUGGCGAAAAAUCAUUGUCGGACUCCAUCACUCCCGCUUCAGUUACAACAACUACAAUUAUGAUAACAACAACAAUAAUUAUGAUAACAACAACAAUUAUGUUAACAUAACAACAAAUGGCACGAGUGCAGCCAGCACUAAAGCGACUACUAAAAAAUUUUCAGCAGCAAAUGUCAUUCGAAUAUUCGAACAUUUUUGAAAACUAAGAGAAGUAACCUCAACUACUGAGCUCAUGUCAGUGAUAAUGACAGAUUUGUGUAUUUUUGCCGAAUACAAUGUGCUGG